Messenger RNA from Trichophyton verrucosum HKI 0517, 4503 nucleotides. RefSeq lists its product as uncharacterized. Gene Ontology annotation, biological process: nucleosome organization; regulation of transcription by RNA polymerase II. The transcript is spliced from 2 exons. The record is from RefSeq and is a predicted model, not a curated record. Gene Ontology annotation, cellular component: chromatin; nucleus. NCBI's taxonomy places the organism in Eukaryota, Fungi, Ascomycota, Eurotiomycetes, Onygenales, Arthrodermataceae. Bases 1 to 4503 code for a protein of 1500 amino acids. Gene Ontology annotation, molecular function: chromatin binding; ATP binding; histone binding.
AUGCCAGAUGCGCCUAGUGAUGGCGAGAUGUUCCCUUCAAACCCGGAGAAUAUGGACGACUCCGAUGCCUCCCAUGAAUCUAUGAAUGCCGAAGAAGACGCAGCUUCGGCAAACGAUGAUGACGACGAUGAAAGUGUCAACGGUGUUGAUGCCGGGAUGAGCUCACACCAUUCUUCUGAUGAUGAAAGCAUUGGGGGCUCGGAAGACGCGGCUGGUGAGGACGUUGCUGAAUUCACAAUGGAGAACGGCGUAGAUGCCCCUCCGUCGGAGAUGUUUUCGUCCUCACCGGGCUCUAAAAGGGGAGUAAAACGCAAAUCCUCUGUUGACGAAGAGGAAUAUAUCAGAAACAACCCUACUCUCUACGGCCUACGACGGAGUGGACGCGCUCGUCCAACUCGGCGGCUGGAUCAAGAGUCCUCAGCCUCCGAGUCCGAUGUUGCCCCACCGCCAAAACGACGUCGUCCCGGCCGUACCUCUGACCGUCCUUCCCCAGUCCAGAUGCCUGAGUCGUCGUCAGACUCUGAUAGUGACGCGUAUGAAGGUCCGCGUCGCAGUCGACAGGGGAAAAAGCAACGCCGGAACAACCAAAGUGAUCUGAAAAACUCCUACAUACCAACACAUGGUGAAGUUCGCUUUUCAACACGGCGGGCAAACAAGGUCUGUAAUUACAACGAAGAGAGUGACGAUAACAUGUUUGAAGAUGAGGACGAAGAAGGUACUCCUGGGGAAUGGACAUAUACCGUCGAUGACACCACCCCGGCCAUCGACAAGAUCCUCUAUCAUCGCUUCAAAGAAGGUGUAGACCUUGAAAAACCUGAUCUAGGCCGCCGUGACUGUGAAUACUACACCAAGUGGCAGGGUUUAGCACAUUACCAUGCAACCUGGGAAACAGUCGAUACCCUUGCUAACUGCCGUGGCAUCAGGCGUCUAGACAACUAUAUCCGGAGGGAGAUUGAACAGGAGAUUCUCUUCAUGAGAGAUCCCGAUGUGAUCCCGGAGGAACGAGAAAAAUGGAGUCUUGACCGCGAACGAUACAUUGAGAAAAUUGACCACUUCAAGCAGGUCGAACGUGUAAUCGGUUCCCGUGAAGUCGAUGGCGCAACCGAAUACUACAUCAAAUGGAAACGUUUACCUUAUGAUGGCUGUACAUGGGAAGAAGGAAGCCUCAUAAGCAACAUGGCUCAAGCCCAGAUUGAUGCCUACCUCGACCGCUGCUCCCACCCUCCGAUCUCCUCCAGAGCAGAGUCUAAUCCUGCAACCCGCUCCAAGUUCGAACCUAUACAUACCAACCCAGACUUUAUACAGAACGGUCAACUCAAGGAGUUCCAAAUUAAGGGAGUCAACUUCCUUGCUUACAACUGGGUCCGCGGCCGCAACGUUGUCCUUGCCGACGAAAUGGGUCUAGGUAAAACUGUCCAGACGGUAGCAUUCAUCAACUGGCUACGGCACGUCAGACAGCAACAGGGUCCAUUCAUCGUCAUCGUCCCAUUAAGUACCAUGCCCGCUUGGAGUGAGACAUUUGACUAUUGGACACCUGACGUCAACUACAUCGUCUACAGCGGUCCGGAGCCUGCUCGAAGGAUCAUCAAAGACUACGAGCUUUUGGCUGAUGGCAAUUUGAAACGUCCUAAAUUCAAUGUUCUCCUCACCACUUAUGAAUAUGUUCUGCAAGACGCAAGCUUUUUAAACCAAAUCAAAUGGCAAUUUAUGGCAAUUGAUGAAGCGCAUAGAUUGAAGAAUCGUGACUCACAGCUAUAUACCAAACUACUUGAUUUCAAGUCGUCCUGUAGGCUCCUUAUAACGGGAACUCCAGUUCAAAACAACCUGGGGGAACUCUCUGCCUUGAUGGACUUUCUCAAUCCGGGCGUCAUCGAAAUUGACGAGAAUAUGGACCUAAACUCAGAAGCUGCUAGUGCAAAGCUGGCUGACCUAACCCAAGCUAUUCAACCCUAUAUGCUUCGUCGAACCAAGUCCAAGGUCGAGAGUGAGCUUCCGCCAAAGUCUGAAAAGAUCAUUCGCGUUGAGUUAUCCGAUGUCCAACUCGAACUGUAUAAAAACAUUCUGACCAAGAACUACGACGCUCUCAACCACGGCGGCAAGGGACCUAAACCGUCCCUACUCAACAUCAUGAUGGAAUUGAAGAAAGCUAGUAAUCAUCCAUUCAUGUUCUGGGGCCCUGAAGAGCAAGCUGGAGGGAGCACACGGCGGGAAGACCAACUGAAGGCCCUCGUUACUAGUAGCGGGAAGAUGAUGGUUCUCGAUCAGCUCCUGACUAAGUUAAAGAACGAUGGCCAUCGUGUGCUGAUUUUCAGUCAGAUGGUUCGAAUGCUGAACAUUUUGGCUAACUAUAUGGAUGCUCGCGGUUUCAACUAUCAACGUCUGGAUGGUACCAUUGCCGCCGGCCCUCGUCGCCUCGCCAUCGAACACUACAAUGCCCCGGGCAGCACUGACUUUACCUUUUUACUCUCCACCCGUGCUGGUGGUCUUGGUAUCAACCUGAUGACAGCUGAUACGGUUAUAUUAUUUGAUUCGGACUGGAACCCACAAGCUGAUCUGCAGGCUAUGGCUCGAGCUCACCGUAUAGGGCAAACCAAGCCUGUCAGCGUAUACCGUCUGGUCUCCAAGGAUACCGUGGAAGAGGAGGUUUUGGAAAGAGCUAGAAACAAGCUGUUGCUGGAGUUCAUAACUAUCCAAAGAGGUGUUACUGACAAUGAAGCCACUAGCCUAAAAAACAAGCUUGCUCAAGCUGGUCAUCAUGUUAAUGAACCUACUUCCUUCGAUGAUAUCUCGCGGAUUCUCAAACAGCGUGGACAACGAAUGUUCGAGCAAUCUGAUAACCAGAAGAAACUCGAAGAACUUGACAUUGAUGCUGUUCUUGCCAACGCUGAAGAACACAAGACUGUCGAAGAAGAUGCUAUUGAGGUUAGCGGAGGAAUCGACUUUAUCAAUGAAUGCCAAUAUGUUGAUGUCAAGUUCGACGAUCUUUCAUGGGACGAUAUCAUUCCAAAGGAAUACCUGGAGAAGAUCAAAGCUGAAGAGGAAUUAGAAGCCCAAAGAAGGCCGCCCCCGAAGGAAGAGCCUACUGAAAACACAAAUUCUAAUGCCAUGAUCAGCGAUGAACGCGAGGAGCGGAAAGCCAAGAGGCGAGCUCGCCAACAAGUGAAUUUGGAUGUUGAAAUCAUGUCCGAUGCCGAAGGCCCAGAUCCCAGUGCACCUCUAAGUGAGAAGGAAUACCGACAUCUCAUCCGUGCAUACCUGAGAUACGGUGAUAUGAAAGAUCGCCAGGAAGAAAUCAUAAAAGAAGCACGCCUCGUGAACCGCGAUCUUACCGUUGUGAAAGAUGCACUUAAUGAGGUCAUUGAGAAGGCUACUGCCCUUGAGCAGGAGGAAAACAACAGAAUUCGUGCCCUUGAACGCGAGGGUAAGAGCUUUACUAAAAAGGAACGCAAGGCAAUCCUUUUUGAUCACAAGGGUGUCAAACGCAUCAAUGCAGAAACUAUCGUCAGUAGGCCUGGGGAAAUGCGUCUUCUACGUGAGGCUACCUCCAGUUUACAGGACAUAACGAGUUUCCGCAUACCAGAAGCUACCAAAGGUGCUGAUUACUCCUGCUCAUGGGGUGCUCGAGAAGACGGAAUGCUGUGCCUGGGCAUUGCUCGCCACGGCUACGGAGCAUGGACACAGAUCCGCGAUGAUCCCGAGCUAGGCCUAAGCGACAAAUUUUUCCUCGAUGAGCACCGUGUCGACCGCAAGCAAGAGCGACUGAGCGGCAAGGGUGAAGGAUCGAAAUCUCCCGGGGCUGUACAUCUGGUUCGAAGAGCAGAUUACCUCAUAUCGGUUCUUAAGGCGAAAGCCAGCAAUGGUUCCAACGCCGCGGCAAGGAAGGCUUUGGAAAACCACCACCGGAAUAAUAAGAAAGUCCAUUCUCGGAAUGCUCAUCGAACCGUUUCUGCCUCUCCUGCUCCCUCCCUCCCACGAAAAGGUAGAGAAAGCGAAAAGUCGAGGCGCCGUAUGCAAAACCGUGCCAGUCGGGAUAGUGCGGAUGGGUCUCACACUCCAUUACGAGAUCAUCGAGAUCGAGACCGGGAAAGAGACCGGGAGAGAGACCGUGGGAAACCAGUCGAUUCAGAUAAAGCGCGCAGACAUUCCAAGGAAGAAGCACAUCGUCGUCGUAGUGAUGAUCGUACUCCAACGGGCGGUGACACUACGCUUCGGAGUAUCUUCAAGCCCAUCCGCGAGCAUCUAAGACGAGUGUCACAGGUCACUAAGGAGAAUAUUCCAAGCAAGUCAAAGCGAGUUGCUGAACUUCGUCGAUUACUGCAAGUGGUUGGAGACUUCAUUCACGGUAUUCUCGACGGUCAAGAAACUGCAGCUUCACUUGAAGAAAGAUUAUGGGAUUACUGUGCUAUUACUUACUGGCCGAACAAAGGAACACCAGGGAGCGCACUUCUCACUAUGUACGAAAAGAUAGCAAAGGAUGGGGGACGCGUCGAAGCUUCAAAUUAA